Messenger RNA from Rotaria sp. Silwood2, 921 nucleotides. The record is from the annotation of a GenBank genome assembly. Lineage: Eukaryota; Metazoa; Rotifera; Eurotatoria; Philodinida; Philodinidae.
AUGGCGCGUCUUUUAGAUAAAGGUACCAAAUUAUUAUCCGGUCAUCGUCAAUGGAUUAAUUCCUUAAGUUGGCAACCAUUACAUUUAAAUGGUUCUUGUCGUUUAUUAGCUUCUGGUAGUAAAGAUUCAACAAUUAAAAUAUGGGAUACACAUUUAUUUAAAACUAUCUUCACACUUAGUGGUCAUACAGCAUCAGUAACAUGUAUUAAAUGGGGUGGUCAAAAUUUACUUUAUUCAGCAUCACAAGAUCGUACAAUAAAAGUUUGGCGUACAACUGAUGGUGUUCUUUGUCGUACAUUAGAAGGACAUUCACAUUGGGUAAAUACACUUGCAUUAUCAACAGAUUAUGUUUUACGAACAGGUUUUUAUGAACCAUCAAAAGAAAAUGCAAGUAAUGAUAGUGAUAAUUUUGAUGAUGUUACAUUACAAACAAUGGCACUUGAAAGAUAUGAAAAUGUUUAUAAAUUAUUUGAUACAAAUGGUGGUGAAAGACUUGUAUCUGGUUCAGAUGAUUUUACACUUUAUUUAUGGAAACCAGAAACAGAUAAAAAACCAUUAGCACGUAUGACAGGUCAUCAACAAUUAAUAAAUGAUGUUAAAUUUUCACCUGAUACUCGUCUAUUAGCAUCAGCUAGUUUUGAUAAAUCAAUUAAAUUAUGGUCAAGUCGUACUGGUGCUUUUCUUACAACAUUACGUGGACAUGUUCAAGCUGUUUAUCAAAUAGCAUGGUCAGCUGAUUCACGUUUACUUGUAUCAGGUAGUGCUGAUAGUACAUUAAAAAUUUGGAAUAUUGAAAAACGUUGUAUUUUAUUUGAUUUACCCGGUCAUGCUGAUGAAAUUUAUGCUGUGGAUUAUAGUCCAGAUGGACAAAAAGUUGCCAGUGGUGGAAAAGAUAAAGUUUUAAAACUAUGGAGAAGAUGA